UUUUUAUUGCUGUAUGCGGCCACUUGUUGAAUUCGAUAAUCGCCUUUAUUGACCGUCGCCGUCAACCCCACAUUAGGAUUCGGCACACUCGGAAGAGCUGAGAUGAUCGCUGCCAUGAUAGAAGAGCAACUUCUUAUUUAUUCAGCAAUACGACCUCAUUUACCCAACGACUUUUACCAAACCCUUCCAGACUGAGACAACAUCCAGCAUUACUAUACCUAUACCAUGACUGUCAUUCCUGUCAACUCUGGCUUCGUCCUCCAAGACGAUCCUUCUACCCCCCGUACCGAUGCUACCGUUCACUUUCGUGACAUUCUCCCCAAGCCUGACCACCCCCGAGUCGCUGGCGUUCACACUCAUAGCGCGCUUUCUUGGUGCCAAUCUCGACGAGAAGUCCCAGCUCCUGGCUGGCUGAUCAAUCGUCUCGACAUCAAGAACAUUGAGAGACCUUACAAAGGUUUUUCAUCUGAUGGCAAGCCAGACCCCACCAUCUUCCACUACGAGCAGGACGAAGGAGCUCCUGUCGAGGCCGCCGUUGAGGCAGUCAACAAGCUCCUAGAGAAUCUGCCUGAGAAGGCGAAAAGGGAGGUCAUCAAGGGGGAUGUCGCCGAUGACGAUGAGUUCAGAGCUUGGUCCAACCCCGAGCUUUAUGUUAACCCUGGCGGUAUUCGAUUGGACGAAACCACCACCGAGAUCCAAGAACUCGUUCAUGGUGUCCUCAAGGCUUCUCUUUCUCCCGAAGGUUACAAGAAGGCGGCAGGCUGCACAUUCACCAACCACUUUCUCGGCGAACUCGUCAAUGGUCUUGCUGUCCUGAACAAGGACUCUUACAACUUCCGACUCUUUUUGCCUCCUGCCACUCGAGCUCCUAGCCUGACCGAACCUUGGGGCUGGUCUUUCUUUGGCCAUCACUUGUGUUUGGCCGUUUGUUUCGUCGGCAAGAGGAUGAUCAUCGGCCCCACAUUCAUGGGCGCUGAACCUGAUCGAAUCGACGUUGGCCCUCACGAGGGUCUCCGACUUUUCAGCCAAGAGGAGGUCCGAGCCCUCAACCUCAUGAGGGACCUCAGCCUGGAGAACCAGAAGAGGGCUCAGAUCAGUGAGGGUAUGGACUGUGCUUCUGGUCUGUCUGAGGAUAGGUGGAACCCAUUCGACGAGAGACACCUCGGUGGUGCGCAUCAAGACAACCGAGUCGUCCCCUUUGAAGGAUGCCCAAUCUCUGCCUUCACCCCCGAACAGAGAGAAGAAAUCUACGCCAUCAUUCAAGCAUUCAAUAUUUAUCUCCCAGAAGGUCCAAUGAAGUACAAGAUGCAGCGAAUCAGGAAGUUUGAAGACCAGACUUACUUUGCUUGGAUAGGCAAGUUCGGUCUUGGUGACCCUUACUACUUCAGGAUUCACUCUCCCGCCACCUUUUGUGAAUUUGACUUCCACUGUGGUAUCUUCCUCACCAACACUUCUCCCGCCAAAUGUCACGUCCACACUGUUAACCGUCUUCCCAAUUGUGAAGACUACGGCAAGGCACUCAUCAGGCAAUGGAAGGAAGAAAAGCAGGGCAAGAACUAAGGGAAGGAUUCUGGAGAUUAGAUUAUUGCAACGUUGCAUUUCUGGUGUUUUAAUGUAUUUAUCUUUUGUACCCAAAAUUGGCAUGGAUGAGACUAUGACUCGUGAUUUCUCCUG
Molecule: messenger RNA, 1674 nt
Organism: Cryptococcus deneoformans JEC21
Lineage: Eukaryota; Fungi; Basidiomycota; Tremellomycetes; Tremellales; Cryptococcaceae
Exons: 4
Coding region: 226-1560 (444 amino acids)
Source: RefSeq, a predicted model, not a curated record